This is a messenger RNA of Psylliodes chrysocephalus, 947 nucleotides long. The record is from the annotation of a GenBank genome assembly. NCBI's taxonomy places the organism in Eukaryota, Metazoa, Arthropoda, Insecta, Coleoptera, Chrysomelidae.
AUGCCACGAGUUAAAUCAUCCCCGAAGAAAUGUAUAAAAACGAAUUUGCAACAACCAGCUAAUUCGUGGAUAUUUCUUUUAAAAGGUGAAGCUUUAGAACUGUCUGACCAAUAUACUGGUAGUGGAACUCCAGAUAUUGUUACUUUGAGGCAUCCAAAUACUGGAGAGUCGGCUGUAUUCUUAUUUUCUCCAGCAAAUAAUUCCGUGCAAGAAGUUUUAACAUUCAAUGAAGGCAAAAGAUCAUGGUUCAUAGAUGAAACUGUAAAAAGCGAUGGAAAGUUGCAUCUUUCUACCCCUAUAGAUCCUAUAUUUUUAGUACUUCCAUACCUUAGGAAAUAUUGUACGAAUCAGGCAAUACCUUUAGACCAGUUGUUAAGAGACGAAGAGUUUCCAGAAACUGAGAGACUACUUAAGUCUAGUGGUCUCAAGUACUUGAAUUUAAUUGCAGAUAAAAAGGGAGAUGAAGAACUCAAUGCCUUCAAAUAUAAUGAAGAAAAAACACUGACUUGGUUAAAAAAGAAAACGGAACGUGUAUCUGAAAUACUCAAGCAAAAAAACAUAAACGUGUCAGGAGGUGCUAUCUCGGCCACUUACGUCAAAGCAACUAGAGGCGAAUCCAUAGACAACAAUGCCUAUUUGAAAUACGCACAUGGCAUUGUUUCUGAGUAUCUAAUGGACGAUUUGAGCCAAAAAUUAUUAAGAUAUUUGAAUUUACCCGAAGAUACUUCAGUUCCAAACUUAAAGAGGAAAAGUGUGGCUUUAACAUCUGGUGAACCAAAAAAGGUUAAAGUUGAAGAGGAGUUCAAAAGUACUAGUUCUUCAAAUAUUUUAGAUUUAAGUAAGCCAGACGGUAAAGCAUUGGCCAAAGAAAAGGCCAGAGCUAAGGCUGCCAGUGGUAGCAAAAACAUAAGUUCGUUUUUUAAGAAAGCUUAAUAAUUUUCUGCCAG